AUGUGUUUAGUUAGCGAUUGUGAACAGUGCAUGUCGCUUGUGCCACCGUCGCACCAACUCGAUCAGCUGCGUGCAGUGCGCGUUCUUAUCAACGACGUGAAGUGAAACGUUUCCGACCAGAUAACAUUGUUGUACAUCCUUCGACACCGCGCCGAGCGUAUUGAGCCGCUGUUAACCCAACGAAAACAAUCGAUAUCCUCGCUACAUCUUAAACUGGUGGACAUAAUUGAGUCAAGAUUCUACAGAUAGGACCAGUAGUGCAGACAAGAUGGAAAUUCGAAAAUUUUCAGACCCCCGAAAACAACAACAUCGCUAUACACGUCACUCCACCAGAUGGAGAAGAAGAUGACGAGUUCGUACCGACGCUUCGUAUGCGUCGAAAGCUCAGCACUCCGCUUACCUCGCUAACCAGCGUUUCCGAUGAAUUGCCUGGCUUGAAAAUUUCACCAAGUCGAUCUCUUUCGCCGCUUGACCGCACCAAGCGACGGUUCAGCACAAUGGUGACGAGCGCAGCCGCUGCAGCUGUGACUCGCCGCCUGUCCGCAACUAUAGGAUGGUACCUUGCCAGUCAUACACAGGUCAAACCGCAGAUCGUACGCCAAGGGCGUGCACUUUGCCUGCAAUAUAUUAAAACACAGAUACGAAGAUCAACUACCUGUGUCAAAAAGCAGAUAGUUAUGAAGCGCCUUCAGCGUAUGAUCGAGACUGAGUGUGGAGAAGAGGCUACUUGUAAUAGUGACACUGGGGUACUUUCUGCACUCCGCGCGCUAUGUGCGGCGUUGGAGAGAAAGCGGCCGGAAGCAUUCCGUCAUGUCGCGCGUCAAGCAACCAGGGCUCCUUCAGCUAUGCUGCGCUCAGACACUGCACUUGCAGAACUUGCACUUGCACUCGCAAGACGGGUCACAAGGGAGAACAUCACGUGGUCAAAGAUUGCCGCUGUAUAUUGUAUUUGCGGAGCACUGGCUAGGGAAGCUGCUGAGGCAGCAGAAGGAGAGCCAUCAUUAGAGCUAAUCACAGCACCGGCUGCUGCAAUUGCUGACGUCUUACACGAGGAGCCUGGAUCAUGGAUCGCCUCUCAUGGAGGAUGGAAUGGACUAAUAGAUCGUCUGCGCGCCAGCGAACGUGAUCAUACAUCGGAGAAGAAUUUACGUUUUAUGAUUGGAUUCUUCGUGAUGACCUUCUUGACACUGCUGCUGUUUCGAUGGCUUUUACAUACUAACCCAAGUUAUGGCGACUCAUAGAUAGUCUAAUAUUAUUAGAAUGUCCAAAUUAAAGUUUAUGGGUAUAUUUAUUAGUUAAUUAAACAUUAUCUAAAUAAUUUAAGAACUGCGUAAUGCUUUAAACUAGUACAAUUUUAUGUCAGCUAUUUAAUUUUGUUUACCUUACUUUUUACUUACUACUUUACCUUUUCUCAACCUAUUGAUAUCUUUCUAAGCUGUAACUCCAUAAAAUUCUUAAUUUUCUUCCAUUUCCUGUCUUUAUAAGCAAACAAUUUAUGAAAUAUUUAAUCAGUAUGUUAAUAAAACUUUGACUGCAAUAUUAAAUUUAAGGACUUGUACUAUAAUGUUUGUAUUCGGCACUUUUCACAUUAAAUGAAGUAACUUCGAGCGUAUUUCGCAUUAUUUUAAUCUUGAUGUUUCGGGUUGCCAUUUAGCGAUAAUACCACAAAGUAUGUAUACUAAUAUAUAAAUCUAGAAGUUUUUACGGAUGUUCCGUUAUAACUACUGAACCAUACAUCCGAUUGACUUGAAACUUAGU
Messenger RNA from Bombyx mandarina (wild silkworm), 1758 nucleotides. RefSeq lists its product as uncharacterized. Gene Ontology annotation, biological process: release of cytochrome c from mitochondria; intrinsic apoptotic signaling pathway in response to DNA damage; extrinsic apoptotic signaling pathway in absence of ligand. Gene Ontology annotation, molecular function: BH domain binding. The record is from RefSeq and is a predicted model, not a curated record. Lineage: Eukaryota; Metazoa; Arthropoda; Insecta; Lepidoptera; Bombycidae. Gene Ontology annotation, cellular component: mitochondrial outer membrane.